AUGGAUAUUAAAAACAAUACGGCUCUAAUUGAAGCCCUGUUAUUAGAAGAGCUUCCGGACUGCGACGAAGCGUCUGAUGCAGGUGUGUCCGAUGAUGAAGUGGAAAAUGUUCAACUACCCUCGCCAAGAGGUUUCGAUGAAAUUUUUGAAAGAGCUAUAGAAGAUGUUUUGGCCGAAGUUCCGCCGUCGUCGCCGUCAAAUGAAGAUGUAUUGGAGUACCCAAUAAAUCAGGUACCCACAUCUUCAUUACCUGCACCUAGUGUUCAGCCUGAUCUACCAUCUGCAAAUAACUCUUCACACCGAACUAACCAGCGAUUACCCGAACCAAACCGUAAAUGGAAAAAGAGGGACCUAAGUACAUCUUUACCGGAAUACAUUGCGGAUACUGGAGUAGUAGACGACUGGUUUGCUCACUGUACCACACCGACUGAUAUAUUUUUAGUAUUGAUUGAUGACAUUGUUGACAAUAUUGUAUACCAAAGUAACCUUUAUGCUACUCAGAAAAGCAAAGUAUUGAACCUAAAAAAAGAGGAACUCCUAACAUUUAUAGGUAUUAAUUUUUUUAUGGGUUACAAUACUCGUCCGGCGUGGAGAGACCACUACUCUUCGGCACCUGAUCUCAACAACGCGCUUAUUUGCAAGACUUUGCCUAGAGACAGGUUCGCUAUUAUUUUAUCUCAUCUGCAUUGCAAUGAUAGCUCCAAAAUGCCUUCAGGCUGCAAAGAUAAAUUAUAUAAAAUUAGACCAAUGAUUGAUGCACUCAAUAAAAAAUUUGAAAUGGUUUAUCAUGGUACUCGCGAACUGAGUGUAGAUGAGUCCAUGAUUAAAUUCAAAGGUAGGUCUGUCCUAAAACAGUAUCUACCUAUGAAGCCCAUAAAAAGGGGGUACAAACUGUGGUGUCUUGCUGACCAGAGGGGGUAUAUAAAGAAGUUUCAAAUUUACCAAGGGAAAGACGAAGAACUGAACACAAAAUUUACCGGCUAUGGAUUAGGAGAGAAAGUAGUUUUGGAGUUAACGGAACAAGAUUGGAGUAAGGGGAAGGUAGUUUACUUUGAUAAUUUUUUCACGUCUGUGGCUUUACUUGAGAAACUGAAAACUGAAAACACCUACGCAUGUGGAACUAUCCGAAGUAACAGAAAAGGACUGCCCGGAAAUAUGCUCGCUGAUUCUCAAUUGAAAAGGGGCGAUAGUGAUCAUCGAUUUUCAAAUUUAGACAUUGGAUAUUGGAAAUGGAAGGAUAAUAAAAUGGUUCAUUUAGUGUCUAAUUUUCACGGGAACGAAGAGGCAACUGUGUCACGUAAAGAAAAAAAUGGAACCAAGUCAGCCAUUACAUGCCCUAUAGCUGUCAAAGAUUACAAUAUGUAUAUGGGCGGCGUAGAUACAGCUGAUCGUUUGAGAGCCCUUUACUGUAUAGAUCGCAAAUCUCCGAAAUGGUGGCACAGAUUGUUUUGGGGUCUUCUGGACAUCGUAUUUGUCAAUGCAUAUGUCAUUCAUGGACUUAUAAUGGAACAGACUACCGUAAAAGAUUUUAGACGUUCUGUUACUCAAGGCUUGAUGACAAUGAAAGAUGCUAGUCAGAAAAGGAAGACUUCUACUGACAAUACUGCAAAAGGCGGCCCUUCCAAAAGACGCAAAUCUGACUACUCCACUAUAAAAGACGUACGCUUAGGUAACAGAGGCAUCCAUUGGCCUACGUUUGUAGAGAACAGGGGAAGGUGUGAGUGUCCUCCGUAUUUUGGUGAAAGUUUUAAGUGCAAAGUCGGAAAAGAAAAAGAGUUAUCCAGAAAAAACCGGGAAUUGGAAAUAUUUGGAAAUAACUCAGGAAAGCGAGCGACGACCUACACUUUUUAUAUCGCCAUAUUACGCACUAAAUCGAAACACAUUUUCCGACACAUCAGGAAGAAUUUUCGGGGAAGAAUCCAGGGAGCUACAGGUAUUUUCCCGAAAACCACGUGGCACGUGGUCUAUGAUCCGGCAACGUGUGGCUGCAUUAGACAUCAUAACCACAUAGCCACCAACAAAACAAAACCAACGACACCUCAAGAUCCUCUGGGAAGUGAUCCUGUGAACAGCUACGGUAUAAGAAAGGACCCAAGGAGCCAAGAGUCUGGGGGUCAUUACCAACGUGGCCUCCAAGUCGAAAAACCUGAGUGGACCAUUUGUCAAGGCAUUAAAAUUGACCACUCAGGAAAUAAAAGAGUCGACAGCGGUUCUGUUAAGCCGCACGAGGACGGACGAGACGAGGGCUCUCGAGGAGGCCAACGCCCGUCUCUCCAAAGAGCUGUCCGUCCUUAG
Molecule: messenger RNA, 2295 nt
Organism: Danaus chrysippus (African queen)
Lineage: Eukaryota; Metazoa; Arthropoda; Insecta; Lepidoptera; Nymphalidae
Source: the annotation of a GenBank genome assembly